This is a messenger RNA of Aspergillus caelatus, 1822 nucleotides long. RefSeq names its product histone methyltransferase DOT1 (gene dot1). The coding region runs from base 245 to 1753 and encodes 502 amino acids. The record is from RefSeq and is a predicted model, not a curated record. Gene Ontology annotation, biological process: DNA repair; subtelomeric heterochromatin formation; regulation of transcription regulatory region DNA binding. Gene Ontology annotation, molecular function: histone H3K79 methyltransferase activity; histone binding. NCBI's taxonomy places the organism in Eukaryota, Fungi, Ascomycota, Eurotiomycetes, Eurotiales, Aspergillaceae. The transcript is spliced from 2 exons. Gene Ontology annotation, cellular component: nucleus; nucleosome.
GGCUCUUUUCUUUGACAUUUCCGCUCGGUCAACGGUCUUUUCCUUCUCUUUCUACCCUCUUUUAACUCGUUUUGCAUUUUCGCGCUCGUUAUUCCAUUCUUUCAGAUAUUCUUUCUCUGUUUUUUCCAGUACAUAUGCUACCUCAAAUAUUUUAACUGCUCCCCCCACUUGUCCAUAUACCGUCACACAUAUUGGUUCUGUACAGUACAUCCCCGCCUGAGUGCGGCGCGUCCAGCUUUACUCGAUGGGAUUCUUUGACCACCUCCAAAAAGGAGGAGGCUUCUCUUUACAACCAAAGAAGCCUCAGAUACGUAAAGUUGUUCAGACACGGCCUGCGCCUCCUUCAAGGACGUCAUCACUGACACCGGGUACAUCAUCGCGUGCCUCGCCCUCUGAUAAGCCGAAGAAGAUGCAAGGAUCGGGGAGCAGGUCAGUCUCGAGAGAUCCAGACCUUACAUCUUCGAAACGGCGAUUGAACACUCCGUCACAGAAUCGAAAGCGACAAACUCCAGAACAGCGACUUUCCAGUGAUGAUGAUUCCAGUGACACGGAUACGUCGUUCGAAGUUCGUAAGCGCGCGAGAACGGGCGACAGUGCGGAGCCAGAUUUUGAGAGACGGCUACGUUCCUUGAAGGCAUUCUCCGAAGCAGGAGUUAAGUCAUUGCCGAUAGUGCAUGCAGCUGACAUCACAUCUGUCCAAAAGGCGGGGUGUUUCAAACCAGCUUUUGGGGGCACGGGCCGGCCUACCGAGAUAUUGUUACAGUAUCCAAGCGCUUCCCCGAAAGAAAGAUACAACCUUGUUGUACCCCGUGACAAAGACGAUUUUAGACCUAUCGACGAUAUAUUCCAAGUCAUCGAAACUGUGUCACAAAAUUACAUAUCGGAAGACGAGGCGGACUAUUUUGAUAAUGAGUCGACUGGGAUUAAGAGAAGGCUACGACGAGCGCUCGCCCACGCGUCCGAAGCGGAGUUUCGAACUGUUGUAACCGAUUAUAAUGAUGCGAUUGAACGAUUAAGGCGCGAUGGUAGUAUCGCAAAAAAACUAGACUCGACUCAUCGGCUGAAUUUGCCACUCGUCGAGAGGAUUUUAACCCAAAUUUAUUCGCGCACUGUGUCACCUCGGGUUGAAUCACUCCGUCAAUAUGAGAACGGAACGGACAAUGUCUACGGAGAAUUGCUACCUCGUUUCAUCAGUACCAUUUUCAAAGAGACGGGAUUGAAGUCGGGCCAGGUUUUCGUCGAUCUAGGAUCUGGCGUGGGUAACGUUGUUUUGCAGGCGGCACUGGAGAUUGGGUGUGAAAGCUGGGGCUGCGAAAUGAUGCAGAAUGCAUGUGAACUUGCCGAGCUCCAACAGACCGAGUUCAAGGCUCGAUGUCGCCUAUGGGGAAUUGCACCGGGGAAAACACAUCUCGUUCGGGGCGAUUUCCUCAAAGAACAGAGUAUCAUCGAUGUCCUAAAGCGCGCAGAUGUCAUCUUGAUCAACAACCAGGCCUUUACUCCGCAACUCAACAACGAGUUGAUCAACCACUUCCUGGACAUGAAAGAGGGUUGUCAAAUCGUGUCCCUCAAGUCAUUCGUCCCUGCAGGCCAUAAAAUCCAGUCUCGGAAUCUAAAUUCGCCAAUUAAUCUUCUUAAGGUAAAGCAGAGGGAAUAUUGGUCCAACAGUGUCAGCUGGACCGACGUUGGUGGCACUUAUUUCAUCGCUACCAAAGACAGCUCUAGAUUGAGAGCUUUUGCAGAGAGCAUGGGGUGAGAUGCCCGCCUAUUCACUGCGCGGUCACCAACAAACUGGUUUUUGGGUAUCUUUCCCCCUUCUUACUCU